CUUCUUUAUUAAUUACAGACCACAACAUGCAAUAAGCUUCCGAAGAUAUUGUAUAUAUAUUCAAUAUGUAGAGGUCAUAAUAGAACAAGGGACAGCGAGAACAAGAGAAUUUCAGAGGCAAAUAGAAUGGGCAGAGGCAGAGCUCCAUGCUGUGAGAAAGUUGGACUCAACAGAGGAGCUUGGACACCGGAGGAAGACAUGAGACUCAUGGCCUAUAUCCGCAAGUUCGGCCAUGGAAACUGGCGUGCUCUCCCUAAGCAAGCAGGGUUGCUGAGAUGCGGUAAGAGCUGCCGCCUCCGUUGGAUCAACUAUCUCCGCCCUGAUAUCAAAAGAGGCAACUUUAGUAUAGAGGAGGAAGAGACCGUAAUCAAGCUCCAUGGAUUGCUCGGAAACAAAUGGUCUAAAAUAGCUUCCUCCCUUCCCGGAAGAACAGACAACGAGAUAAAAAAUGUGUGGAACACUCAUCUCAAAAAAAGACUAAAAUCAAACGAGCAAUCCUCGUCUUCUCCAACACCGACCAUCGUCAGCACAGCCAACGCAGAUCAAGACACACCAGCAAGCUCCUCCUCAUCGGAAACAACCUCCAUCUCCAUCCCCUCCAAUCUCGACUUCGAUGAUUUCAAUGAUUCUAUUGACGAAAUUCUUGCAAUCGACAUCGAGCCUGAGGUCUGGAAUGAUGUGAUCGUCACAGAAGAAGCUGACGCAGGAGAGAAAAGGAAUUGGCUGGCCUAUUUGGAAGAAGAAUUAGGCCUUUUCGAUGACAACGGCGGCGGUGAUGAUGAGAACAAGAUGGUGGAGAUGGUUGUGGUGGGUGAGGGGGAUCCAGUAACAAGUUAUUUUCACAAAAGUUAUUAAUUCCUCACCCUCUUUUGUGUAGAAGUUGUUGACCUUCAUCACUCGUGUAGAUACGUUAAAAAGUCGUGGACUGAGUUUGGUAAAUGUGUUGAAUUUGUGAGAUUAUCAUAAUGGAGACACGUCGCUAAGUUGGAAUCUGAUUAUAUUGGCUUGCUCACCUACUUGCUGAUUUUAGUCAAAGUUGUAGGUCUUAAUUAGGAGGGAAAAUUAAGCUUUCUGCUUAAUUAAUUAGUAAUUAAUGAGGUCAUGUUCAUGAGGUUGUACUGUUGACUCAUCAAGUUUUUAUCUAAUUAAACAGCUCAUUAUGAUCUGUUGGUUGAGAGCUUAAACUAUCAA
Dendrobium catenatum is the source of this 1191-nucleotide messenger RNA. RefSeq names its product myb-related protein Zm1. The coding region runs from base 127 to 855 and encodes 242 amino acids. The record is from RefSeq and is a predicted model, not a curated record. NCBI's taxonomy places the organism in Eukaryota, Viridiplantae, Streptophyta, Magnoliopsida, Asparagales, Orchidaceae. The transcript is spliced from 3 exons.